CCUAGUCUGCGGUGCCUCGUCCCUUGCGCUAGAAAGUUAGGUUGUGACCUGCCGGUUGCAUCAGCUGUUGUACCACAUAGCAAUUGUUUUUAUAGCAAGGCAGUGGGUAAGCGGUAAGUGCCGGGUACAGAGCAUGACUGAUACUGCCGCACACCAGCUGGCUAACAUGAGCCUGGAUAAGCAAAAUGCCGGUGGAGGCAAACAAAAAGAGGGUGGAAAGAAGAAAAACAAGGAAGGAUCUGGUGAUGGGGGCCGCGUGGAGUUGAAUCCAUGGCCUCAGUACAUCAAUGAGAGGCUUGAAAUUUAUAAUAAAUUAAAAGCAGAGCAUGAAGCAUUACUGGCAGAAAGAGCUGCGAAGGAAAGUAAAACCAUUAAAGUAACAUUACCUGAUGGAAAGCAAGUAGACGCGGAGUCUUGGAAGACCACUCCUUAUCAGGUCGCUGCUGGAAUUAGCCAAGGGCUGGCUGAUAACACCGUGGUGGCAAAAGUGAAUGCUGUGGUUUGGGACCUGGAUCGCCCAUUGGAGGAAGACUGUAAAUUAGAACUGCUGAAAUUUGAUGAUGAGGAAGCUCAGGCAGUAUACUGGCAUUCAAGUGCCCAUAUAAUGGGUGAAGCUAUGGAGCGUGUUUAUGGCGGCUGUUUGUGCUAUGGGCCCCCUAUUGAAAGUGGAUUUUAUUAUGACAUGUAUCUUGAAGAUGGAGGUGUGUCCAGUAAUGACUUCAGUAGCUUGGAAAACCUAUGUAAGAAAAUAAUGAAAGAAAAACAACAGUUUGAGAGAUUAGAAGUCAGCAAAGAAACCUUACUUGAAAUGUUUAAGUAUAACAAGUUUAAGUGUCGCAUCUUGAAUGAAAAGGUAGAUACUCCAACAACUACAGUAUACAGAUGUGGCCCCUUGAUUGAUUUGUGUAGAGGACCUCAUGUACGUCACACUGGCAAGAUUAAGGCUUUCAAAAUUCACAAGAAUUCUUCCACUUAUUGGGAAGGCAAAGCUGAUAUGGAAACCUUACAGAGAGUUUAUGGAAUCUCUUUUCCUGAUGCAAAAAUGCUAAAAGAGUGGGAAAAAUUCCAAGAAGAGGCCAAAAACAGAGAUCACAGAAAGAUUGGAAGAGAACAGGAGCUGUUUUUCUUUCAUGAGUUGAGUCCUGGGAGCUGUUUCUUCCUUCCCAAGGGUUCCUACAUUUAUAACCAGCUGAUCGAUUUCAUCAGAGAAGAAUAUCGGAAACGGGGCUUCCAAGAGGUGGUCACGCCAAACGUCUACAACAGCAAACUGUGGCAGACAUCUGGACACUGGCAGCACUACAGUGAAAAUAUGUUCUCAUUUGAAGUUGAGAAGGAAAUCUUUGCACUGAAACCCAUGAAUUGCCCAGGACACUGUUUGAUGUUUGAUCAUCGCCCACGCUCUUGGAGGGAGCUGCCCCUGAGAAUGGCUGACUUUGGUGUUCUUCACCGCAAUGAGCUAUCUGGAGCCCUUACCGGACUUACACGUGUGAGACGAUUUCAGCAAGAUGAUGCUCACAUAUUCUGUGCUAUGGAGCAGAUUGAAGAAGAGAUAAAGAGCUGCCUGCAUUUCCUGCGCUCUGUGUACGAUGUCUUUGGUUUCACUUUCAAACUAAACCUCUCCACUCGUCCUGAGAAGUUUCUUGGUGACAUAGAAGUGUGGAACCAAGCUGAGAAGCAACUCGAGAACAGUUUAAAUGAAUUUGGUGAAAAAUGGGUUUUAAAUCCAGGUGACGGAGCCUUCUAUGGACCAAAGAUUGAUAUCCAGAUCAAAGAUGCAAUUGGUCGAUACCACCAGUGCGCUACAAUUCAACUGGAUUUCCAGC
This is a messenger RNA of Bombina bombina (fire-bellied toad), 1823 nucleotides long. Its product is annotated as threonine--tRNA ligase 1, cytoplasmic. NCBI's taxonomy places the organism in Eukaryota, Metazoa, Chordata, Amphibia, Anura, Bombinatoridae. The record is from RefSeq and is a predicted model, not a curated record. Gene Ontology annotation, molecular function: ATP binding; threonine-tRNA ligase activity. Gene Ontology annotation, biological process: threonyl-tRNA aminoacylation. Gene Ontology annotation, cellular component: cytoplasm.